This is a messenger RNA of Desarmillaria tabescens, 1827 nucleotides long. RefSeq lists its product as uncharacterized. The record is from RefSeq and is a predicted model, not a curated record. Lineage: Eukaryota; Fungi; Basidiomycota; Agaricomycetes; Agaricales; Physalacriaceae. The coding region runs from base 348 to 1442 and encodes 364 amino acids. The transcript has 7 exons.
AAGUACCUCGACGACUUCUUUUGGCAUCGCAUAUUUGACUUGAAUUCUAGAAUGUAAACAAUGAGCUCAAGCAACAUUGCCAAAGUCAGGGUUCUGAUUUCAUUGAACAUAGCGUCGGAGUCGCGGCAGAAGGCUGCAAUAUCUGGACAAUGAAAUUGAGUAUCCGCCCGCGUUCAAUGGUGGCAUAAACCACUGGCCAGGAGCAUAUAUAAGGGACCGACUUUACUCGCUGAUAUCUCCAUCAUCCUUUCACUUGUCUGUGACAUCGAAGGCCUGGUUGUCUUCCCACUGCUCGUUACCACUGAUUUCACUAUCCUUUUUUCUUCAAUUUUCACAUCAUUUUCACCAUGUCCUACAACCCCUACAAUCCCGGCCGUGUCUACGAAGGCGGCUACUCCACCCCUUCUCAGAGUAACCCGAAUCAGGGGCCUCCGGUCUUCAAUCUCAAUUGGUACAAAACCUCACCUGAGAACCGGCCCCACGAAGAGUUGUUCAGUGGGCCCGAUCGUCACCCUCGUUCGCGGGUCAGGCCCGAAGCGUCAGGAUCGAACUACCACGCCAGUCGGGCUAGUUCGAGUCAGGCGCCUCCUCGCCCUGUUACUCCCCCGCCUAGCUCGGUGCCUUACUACGGCCCUCCUGGACCGCAAACGCCCCCGAGAAAAUAUUCCAUCGAGCAUUACAAAACUAUUAUGCCACCCAAGUGGAAAGUUUCACCGGGAAAAAGGGAGGCGCGAGUUACGCCGGACAAGCCUGUCCAGCUGGUGGCGUAUGUUAGCCACCGAAACUCGUUAGUGCCAACCGACGAGAAUGGCAAGCCCCUUCCACCCAAACUGUUCAUUUUCAACCCCGGUCGUCAGAUCAAUCCCCAAACCCCUUGUGACGACCAGUGUGCUCACUUCCAGUUUAUGCAUCAAGGCGACUUUAAGGUGAAAAAGGCGGAGAAGGUCGUGGUGGUCCAACAACCAGGGCCGAUUCCCACUAAAUCUGCGACCUUUAUUUCCUUCGUCAGUCGCGGCGUUGUAGUUGAUUUCCCUGGCCAAAACCCACGAGGCUGCGGGGUUCUUCUUCGCGAUGUGUUGGAUCCUCCUGAGGGUUUCUCUGUCGUUGACGACAGCAAGAUCGUCAACCCUUUCGGUGCUGAAGCGCUUCUGUUGAACAUUAACGUCAAUGGUUAUCCGAUAAUGAUGGAAACUAUCAACAUGCAGUGUCAACAUGGAUGCGUCACUCGGUACGGGAUCCUGAAGGCAGUCGCUCAGCUGUACCACCGCAUCAUGCACAUGUCGUUCGUCCCUACUGGGGAGCCGCUGUGGCGGAACAAAGCGCUGCCCAAGAAGAUAAGGUUUGAAAACAUCCGUCUGGUGUCCCUUUACACCUUUGAUCGCGCAAUCUGGAACGCGGAGUAUAUCUUCGUUUCCCCGAAAAAGCCCAAGAGAGCGGAUUAGUUUUGUAGUAGGCCGUCUACGGCGAAGAGGUUUUUGUCGCUCACUUCAUUGCUUGUUUCCUCAAUGUGCUGGACUUUAUCCUGCCUUUCUUCAUGUCUUUAUUCAGACCUGUAAUCUGGCUUUGAUUCUAGAAUGGAAACACUACUUGAUGCCACAAUGGGAUUUUUGAUACGCUAACCAUAAGGAUUAUGCCAAUAACAUCGAUAAGUGUGAAAUCGUUCAGCGGAACAUCCAUGUCAUAAAGGCUCAGAGCAGAAGCAUAGUACAGCUUUGAUGCUGAGUCCGGUACGGUAUGUCGGUAGCGGCGCAAGCGCCAGGUCCCCGAUUCUUUCGGAUUCCAAUAAUAUAAACGAUGUUAGCAGUAAACGUGUUUCUGAAGCCAAAA